Molecule: messenger RNA, 887 nt
Organism: Oreochromis aureus
Lineage: Eukaryota; Metazoa; Chordata; Actinopteri; Cichliformes; Cichlidae
Product: beta-fibrinogenase brevinase-like
Exons: 6
Coding region: 17-841 (274 amino acids)
Biological process (GO): proteolysis
Molecular function (GO): serine-type endopeptidase activity
Source: RefSeq, a predicted model, not a curated record
AUUGACUGCAAGGUGAAUGACAGCAAUGGCUCAUCUGAAGCUGCUUCUUCUCCUUCUGUGGGUUGGCAUCACAGUCAGCACAGGAGUAGAUUUGCACAAAAGGAUCUAUGGAGGCCAAAAGUGUCCAGACACUGAGCGUCGGUAUCACGUGACACUCAUGGCAAAACAUGGAACAAGUGGAAACACAGCAUAUCUCUGUGGUGGCUCACUGAUCCAUGAACGGUGGAUUCUGACUGCAGCCCACUGCUGGAAAAAUGAACCUGGAUGGGAUAUGUAUGUAACUUUAGGAGUUCAUCCACAACCAUCAUGGAUAAAGUUAUUAUUUCAACGAUCUUCAGAUAAAAAAAAAGAGGUGGAAAUCACAGGUAGAUCGUUUUUUGUGGGCAUAAAUACAUUUGAAGACAUCAUGCUACUGGAAAUUCCUCCACAAACAGGCAGGAAGACCGUUGCCUUACCAGACUGUGCAAAACCUCCCAAAGAAGGAGACGUCGUUCAGGUGGCAGGACUUGGUGGUUAUAUGGUAGAUGCCACCGGCCACACACUCCCUGACCAACCACCUCAUCUCCAAUGUGCAAACAUGCAUGUUGUUGACUGUGAGCCUACCAGAAACUUUGCAUGUCAUUCAGAUGUGCCGUAUGACAACAGGCUGUGUCUGGAAGAACCUAAUGUAGAUGCACGUCACGGUGAUUCUGGUGGUGGAGUGAUAUACAACAACAUGAUUUAUGGGGUAAUCAGUGGCGGUGGUAAACGUGUCUGUACUGAACCAGUUGUUACUGUGAAUGUCUGUCCUUACAUGAACUGGAUAAACCAGAAAAUUAAUCCAAAAAGUAAUGGAAAAUAACUGAAUGAAAAUAACAUUCAGAAUAAACAAUCAUCUCUACAUGAAA